AUGGAAACGAAGCGACCUCACCUGACGCAUCGCGGCAUCGGUGAUCAGACGACCCUAUGGACGUAUACUAUGGCGAGGAUAUUUCAUCAUCGGCAUAUGCGUAUCAACGCAUCGCCAUCGAACAAGACGUGGUUAUGUGACAUGCCACCUCUUUCACCUGCACACGAAACCCGCCACCUGCAUACGGUUAGUGUCUUGGUCGACGAGGACGAAGAUUGCGAGUACGGGACGACUACUCUCCUCUCUUACUAUCCUGCUUUAUGCACUGACGGGGAAACCCACAUUCAAGUCGGCGGUUCAUGCAGAUGCCCACCCGUCCUGUUCCAUGGCCCUUUGGAACAUUUGUCACCUUGCGUAGGCAUAACGAGUACACGCGCGCGCGGGGAUCUUCGAUCGUUUCCCUUUCCUGCGGUACCUAUAUGGAGAAGUGGGAGAUUGCCGUCCCUAAUGGAUAUGCGUCGAUGGAGUGAUUGGGUGGGCGCCUGA
Heterobasidion irregulare TC 32-1 is the source of this 486-nucleotide messenger RNA. RefSeq lists its product as uncharacterized. The record is from RefSeq and is a predicted model, not a curated record. Lineage: Eukaryota; Fungi; Basidiomycota; Agaricomycetes; Russulales; Bondarzewiaceae. The coding region runs from base 1 to 486 and encodes 161 amino acids. The transcript is spliced from 3 exons.